This is a messenger RNA of Capsicum annuum, 2291 nucleotides long. RefSeq names its product general transcription factor IIH subunit 2. Lineage: Eukaryota; Viridiplantae; Streptophyta; Magnoliopsida; Solanales; Solanaceae. Gene Ontology annotation, cellular component: transcription factor TFIIH holo complex; transcription factor TFIIH core complex. Bases 642 to 1889 code for a protein of 415 amino acids. The transcript is spliced from 12 exons. The record is from RefSeq and is a predicted model, not a curated record. Gene Ontology annotation, biological process: nucleotide-excision repair; regulation of transcription by RNA polymerase II; DNA-templated transcription. Gene Ontology annotation, molecular function: zinc ion binding.
CCAAAAGUACACUUAGCGUCUCUCUCAGCUCUCAGUCUCUGUCUCACUACUCACAAGUCACAAUUCACAAAACUCAAAAGCUCGGCCGUUGUUGUUGCUCACAAUCGCUCAAUUUUUGCUCAAAACUACUCAAUUUGGAGAGACGUAACGCUGCUCGGCUGUUGCUGCUCACAAUCGCUGCUCAACAGUGUUUGGUGAAUUUCCUCUUCGUGUAUGAAGAUCGAAGAAGAAAGUAGUCUGUACAGUUUUUACUAGCUAACCGUCGGCUCACGUGUCUGUGGCAUAUUUCAAUUAGCAGCUAACUAACUAAUUGACAACUGCUGCCAGUUCAUGCCAGCUAACUGAUCAACUAACUGCUGUAACUAAUUUAUACUAGCUAACCGUCGACUCAGGUGUCUGUGGUAUAUUUCAAUUAGCAGGUUCAGUCUUAUGUUUGCGAAGCUAAAUUUGAGGAUGCAUCAAAUGUCAUCUUAUCGGUGGUAGAGAAAUUUUGUUGAAAACUCAUAGACUUGAUUGGCUGCUCCAAAAAGAAACCUGUUCUUUUGAUGUGAUUAUGAGAGUGGAUAACUUCAUCUUCCCGGCUGACUUUGUCAUUCUGGACCGCAUUGGUUUCCUGGUCGACACUCUGCAAAACGAGGGAAAUGAACAAUGAAGAAAAACGAUUUAAUCAAGAGGAAGAGGAAGAGGAGGAGGAAAGUGGAAGAGGUCGAGAAGCAUGGGAAAGAACUUAUGCAGAUGAAAGAUCAUGGGAGUCUUUGCAAGAGGAUGAAUCAGGACUCCUUCGUCCAAUUGACAACAAAAGUCUAUCCCAUGCUCAAUAUCGACGGCGUCUCCGGACUGCAACUGCUGCACGAAUUCAGAAGGGUCUGAUUCGGUACCUCUACAUUAUCAUUGAUUUCUCCAGGGCAGCUGCAGAAAUGGAUUAUAAACCAAGCCGAAUGGUUGUAGUUGCCAGACAAGUGGAGGCAUUUAUAAGAGAAUUUUUUGACCAGAAUCCCCUGAGUCAAAUUGGCUUGGUAAUUUUGAAAGAUGGAGUAGCUCACUGCUUAACAGAUCUUGGUGGCAGCCCGGAGGCUCAUAUCAAAGCAUUGAUGGGUAAAUUGGGGACCUCAGGUGAUGCAUCCCUUCAGAAUGGCCUAGAUCUUGUGCGUGAUCUCCUAAAUCAAAUCCCAUCGUAUGGGCAUCGUGAAGUCCUUAUCUUGUAUUCAGCUCUUAGCACUUGUGAUCCAGGGGAUAUACUGGAAACCAUCCAAAAGUGCAAAGUGUCUAAGAUAAGGUGCUCAGUAAUUGGUCUGUCUGCAGAACUCUACAUAUGCAAGCAUCUCUGCCAAGAGACUGGUGGAAUGUAUUUUGUUGCAUUGGAUGAGCCUCAUUUAAAAGAGUUGGUAUUGGAGCAUGCUCCACCUCCUCCAGCUAUUGCAGAGUUUGCUGUUGCAAAUUUGAUCAAGAUGGGGUUCCCCCAAAGAGCAGCGGAGGGUGUCAUUUCAAUUUGUUCAUGUCAUAAAGAGGCUAAAGUUUGUGGUGGAUACACUUGUCCGAGAUGCAAAGCGCGUAUAUGUGAGCUGCCUACUGAGUGCUGCAUCUGCGGCCUGACCCUUGUUUCUUCUCCACAUUUGGCAAGGUCAUAUCACCAUCUCUUCCCAAUAAGGCCAUUUGAUGACGUUUCGCCGUUGGUUCUGAAAGAUUUUCACAAGUUACCUAAGAAUUGCUUUGGUUGCCAAUUAAGUCUCCUAAAUCCUGGAAAUUUUCCAGGUCCCCAGGUUGCUUGUCCAAACUGCAAACAACACUUCUGCCUUGAUUGUGAUAUUUAUAUACAUGAGAGCUUGCACAAUUGUCCAGGUUGUGAGAGCUUAAGGAAUGCCAAGACUAUUAGUGAUAUGGAACAAUGAUAAACAUCUGUUUCUGAAGUGGUUUAUUCCUCGAAUGGAACAAGCUAAAUGGCAAAAUGUAAUGUUAGAUGCAGCCAAGCUGGCCACUUUAUUCCUCGAAUGGAACUACCAGAAAUCUUGUUUCACAGCAUGUCCUGAGGAAAAGUCAAGCUGGCCACUUUUAUAGGAAUCUUUAUUGUUGGACGCAGCCAAUUUCUAUGGAACAGCUAUGGGAAACGUAGUUACAGAUCUCAAAAGUGAAACUCCUAUUGUCUAAUUAAAAGUUCUUUUUUUUUUUUUCGGAGCAAUGCAGGAUUAUGGCAUGAUGUAUCAUAUAUGACACACUAUCAGAUUGUUGCUUCUUGCACCUUCGAAUUUUGACUUUAAAGAACAAAAAUGAAGACGUGAUGAGAUCUCUGUUUA